CUGAUCUAGGUAUUGGAUACUACUCCUCUACUCGUUUUCCAUGAGGAUAAGUACGGGUGCUCAUCACCUCAUAUCUCUUUUUCACUUACUCAGUCUCAUCUCAUACUCUUUCUUUCGUUCUUCAUUAGACAUUCCUUCUGUCAUCCAAAAAAUAGUUUAGAAGAGCUGUGCUCAUCGAGUCAUCAUAUCAUUUCUUGAAUAUUCUUCCGUCGAUCUUGAAGUAAUCAAAAAUAUCUGGAGCCGGCUCCUUCAUCAAAAUUUUAAUCCUAGUGUUUUCGUAAUAGACACAGACCAUCUACCGCCCACUAUCGUUUUACUCAUAUUUCUGUGUAAGUAAAGGAUCAAAUACUAUCCGAGCACACGUGCUACUAUGGCCUUGACUGACAAUUUCAUCUAUACAGUCCGGUAGCAGAUAUGUCCUUUGAUUAUUCUUCAUUCUCAUUCGAGCCAACCACUCCUCCACAAUUUGCAUUUGAAGAGACUUUAACUAGUGCUCCAUUCAGACUUGAUCAUUCUAGAUCAAGUUCACAAGUGUCGAUGUAUUCUCGAUCCUCGUCACCAUCUGAUUCUAUCAGUAUUACAAGUACCCGGAGGACGACCCCUGCGAGAUCACCAAUUAGACAACAUGGCCCACUUCUUCUACCAAAAAUCCGUCCACAAGAUCAGGAGAUUAGUGCCUCUCCCUCAACUUCAAUGAGAGUAACCAAAUCUUCAAAAAAGAGUGCUGCUGGCCAUGCACUCAAACAUAAUAGGAGUUACACGAAUCCCGAGAAAAUCGUGUUUAACUCUGAUAUCUUCCCUUCCAGUACUCGCCCAAUGUCGACUCUUUGCUCGCCAAUGCAUGCUGUUCAGUCUAUUGAAAGUCAACAUAGACGUUCCUCAAGUUCUAGUCUCGAUGGUCAAACACUAGGCAAAUAUGGAUUCCCAACAUACCGUCAAAUGCCAAACUACAUUCAACAAUCCCCAAAUCUGUCAGUUAUGGAAUCAUACUCACCACAACCACACGAGCGCUAUCCUACCCCUGCACGUGAGCCAUCUCCAUUAGCUCAAAGCAUCAACAUAGAUGACAUCACCCCGACCCAUCUCGACAAUGGUUCAACCACCAACCUCGCCACCUACCUCACCUCUCAAAACCCAGCUCCAGCUCUCGUCCGUCAACUCAAUAUCCAUGUUCGCGAUACCAACGCCAAGCAUUUCUGGUGGGAUAUCCGACAAAUUCGACCCUGGACCUCUUUCAACACCGACACCAUUUCCUCCAUUCCUGGUUUCCACAGCCUUCUAAACUUGAGUCUCCCAUCCAAUAUAUUCCACCAACCAUCUCGCGCCUGCUCCAACCCAGAAAACGAACAAGAACUUCAAAAUAUCUACACCCAAUUCUACGCCACAAAAUUAAACCACGCUCUUUCCAUUUCUCAAGGAACACGCCAUCUAAUGAUUCGUGCAUCAUCAGCCAUGGCUCAAAAAUCCGGUGAUCCAUCAUACAUCUCCAAUUACACGGAUGAUGUUUCCAAACUCAUCUACGGACGAGGAUUAGGUCGCGUCGUCGGACUCGUCAAAUCAUUCGAUCGCUGGAACACCGGUAUGCGCGUCGAAGGGAAUCAUCGCAAAGUUGAAUAUCUCCGCGGUCUCGCCCAUUUACACAAAUGUAUGCGAGAAAACAACUGUCGCUACGGAUUCAUCAUGACAGAAAUCGAACUUGUCGUAGUAAGAAACGGCUCAGAAAGUGUCCCCCACUUUGGUUACCUCGAAGUCCAAACCAUCCAACUCGCCGCUCACUCUACUCCUCCUUGUACUUCCACUUCCUCAUUCCCUCAACACGAAACAUCAGAUUCAAAUGCUUAUGAGAAACCUCUUAAAAUGACAGCACUACUUGCUCUAUGGUAUCUUCAUAUGUUGGCACGUGAUGAAAUUCUCCCGGGACAAUUGGGUUGGAAGACGGAGAUUGGAGCCCCGGCUGAAGGGACCAGGAGGAAGAUUUUACCGAAGGAUGACUGGAUUCCUGAACCGCAGUUGGCGGAGAAGAGGGAGGCGAAGAGGGGGAGGGGGUGGGUUUGGCCUGAGGAGAGUGUGGGGAGGAAGGAGUUGGGGAAGAGGGGGUUAGGUAUUAGGUUUGGGGGUCCCUUUUGAGGGGUUGGGUUUGACGAGGGGUGGUGGAGGGCACUGGAAGGAUGGAAAAGAAAUAAAAUAGAAAAGUACGGGUAAGUUAUCUUUAGUUCAUCAACGCAUAUAUUAGGAGUUAGGUCAGGUUAUGUUUGGAAAUGUAUUUGCAUCGGAUUGGAGUAACACAAGGAACGCAAAUGAUGAUAAUUUAAUGGUUUAUGCAGGCGUAUCGGGGUGUUAGAGUUUCAGUUUUUAAAUAUUUUUAUAUAAAUAAAUAAAUAA
This is a messenger RNA of Sclerotinia trifoliorum, 2382 nucleotides long. Lineage: Eukaryota; Fungi; Ascomycota; Leotiomycetes; Helotiales; Sclerotiniaceae. The record is from the annotation of a GenBank genome assembly.